Nylanderia fulva is the source of this 1028-nucleotide messenger RNA. It is a transcript of the gene Ref1, whose product is annotated as RNA and export factor binding protein 1. NCBI's taxonomy places the organism in Eukaryota, Metazoa, Arthropoda, Insecta, Hymenoptera, Formicidae. Gene Ontology annotation, cellular component: nucleus. Gene Ontology annotation, biological process: mRNA export from nucleus. The record is from RefSeq and is a predicted model, not a curated record. Gene Ontology annotation, molecular function: mRNA binding.
AAUACCCAGAUUGCUCUGCGGCGCUAUUUCGUGAUAUCGUUUUCGUUUCACCGCCUGCUGCCGCUGCCGCCAUCGCGAAAACGACAGUGAGAAGUGUGAGAGGUUGGUUUACCUCGGCAAUUCUUUUGCGUGAUUGUUACGUUCCACUGCGAACCGCACAAAUGAAGAUGGUUGAUAAGAUAGAGAUGAGUUUGGACGACAUUAUCAAACAGACCAAGGGAUCUAGGGCGCGAGGUAGCAAUAGACGCGGCAGAGGUGCCGGCAGUUCGCCCCGUCGAGGAGCACGUAGGGCGCAAAGGGUCGGCGGUGGCGUCAUGCGAGGACGCAAUCGUGGUGGUAUUUCGCGUACUUCUCUGCCGUACACGAGGGGUGAUGUGAACAGUGCUUGGAAACACGACAUGUUUGAUGGUGUAAAAAAGGUUGGUCGUGGUGUAAUAGGCAAUGCAGGAACAACCAAGCUUUUGGUGUCAAAUCUUGAUUUUGGUGUAUCAGAUUCAGAUAUACAGGAAUUAUUUAGUGAAUUUGGACCUUUAAAAUCGGCAGCAGUACAUUAUGAUAGAUCAGGUCGUUCUCUAGGCUCUGCAGAUGUCAUAUUUGAAAGACGAGCAGAUGCUAUCAAAGCAAUGAAACAAUAUCAUGGAGUACCGCUAGAUGGUCGAGAAAUGAACAUACAAGUUGCCACUUCUGAAUUACCAGUCACUUCUGUCCGUGGUGGCCCGAGAUUAAGCGGUACUAAUUAUACACAGAGACCUCAAACCCGUUUUAGGGGGAAUCGCGGCACAGGACCUGUCAGAGGUCGUGGGGGUGGUCGACGUGGAGGUAGAGGAGGCACUCGACAAGCGACAAAGACACCCACAGCCGAGGAAUUAGAUGCGGAAUUGGAAGCAUAUGUGAAGGAAGUCAAGUAACAAUGUCACAAAAUUUUCUUUACUCUAUUUAGAUUUUGUUCAAAUUGACUUAAUACAAUAUACAUUGUUGCCCUUACUUUCAUGAAGCAUACAAUAUAAAUAUAAUUCUAUUAAGAUAUA